Prunus persica (peach) is the source of this 2602-nucleotide messenger RNA. RefSeq lists its product as uncharacterized. Gene Ontology annotation, biological process: proteolysis. Bases 92 to 2602 code for a protein of 836 amino acids. The transcript is spliced from 7 exons. Gene Ontology annotation, molecular function: cysteine-type peptidase activity. Lineage: Eukaryota; Viridiplantae; Streptophyta; Magnoliopsida; Rosales; Rosaceae. The record is from RefSeq and is a predicted model, not a curated record.
UUGCUCCGAAUCUGUGGUCCUUCAGCUCUCAGUCUCUCCUCACUCAGCUCCGACUGUCUCUUCUCUCUUCCUCUCCCAGCGACAGGGAAAUAUGGUUGGUGAAAUGAAGUUGAUGAUUGCGGAGGAACAAAAAUUCCAAGGGAAAGCAUUGUCGUUAUCCCAUACGAAGACGGCAAUCACUACGAUAAAGGAGAAAUUCACUGAACAGCAGCUGCAACUGUUUGAACAGAGUUGUUUUGGUCAUCUCCUAGGGAUUGAGGACCUCAAGUGGACUUCUCCGAUUGUCCACGGGUUGCUGCUCAGGAAAGCUGAUCCCAAGACAGUUUCCCAACUGAACGGGAUCAAAUUCAUUGUUGGCAAGAAGGUCAUCCAAUUCACGGCGCAGCAAUUUUGCAUCGUGACAGGGCUAAGGUUUGGAAACCUUCCCUUGAUUCCGAUUCCCACGAAUGAGAACUGCUCAUUGAAACGGAAGUACUUUGCCAACGAUAAAGCUGUGAACCUGUUGGAAUUAGAAAAGGCCUUCCUCGAAUGCGAUGAUGUGGACGAUGUAUUCAAGCUUGGAUUCGUAUACUUUGCUGUCUUUGUGCUGUUGGGCAGCGAAAAACAUGUCCACAUUGACAUGCGAUAUUUGAAGUUGGCGGAAGACCUUGAAGACUUUGGGAAGUAUCCAUGGGGUGCUGUGUCUUAUGCGAAGACAAAUGCGUCACUGCUGAGGGCACUUUGUGCAGAUUACCAGCGAGUGAAAGUGCCCACAAAAACUGCCAAAACAAAAAAAUCUGGAAAGAAACCAACAACAACGGCAACCGGUAGACCAAGAGAGUACCACCUCAAAGGUUUUCCGUAUGCACUUCAGAUUUGGGCGUAUGAGGUGUUUCCAGCGUUGGCUGCACUACAUUUGGUGGUGCACGAAGAAAAUGCGCACAUCCCUCGUUUACUACAUUGGAGGAGCAAUAGUUCGCCGCGUUUUUAUGAGCUAAUGAGCCAAGUAUUCGAGAACCGUGAGGUUGAUGUGCAGCUUCUUCGGCCAUCUGUGAUGGACAAGCAGCAGCCGUAUUGGACUUGGGGUGACAGUGCUGACGACAGUGAAGAACUUGUUGACUUGUUGGGCGAUGACGCUGAACAACAAACCGGCACUUCUGCCUCUGUAGAAGAAAAAGAGAAGGACAUUGACGAUACUGCAAACCUUCCGUCGUCUUCUAAGGGUACAGUCGCGUCCAGAGAGUUACGCACUUUGAAGCGUGACUUUCAAAGGACAAAGGAUGAAUUGGCCAAAGUUUCCCUAUCAAAUCGAGCACUUUGCGACAGAGUGCAUCAGUUGGAAGACAAGGUACGGAAGGAGUCAAUGAAAGCUGAAAAAGAGUUCGAAAAAAAUACAAAGUGUGUGGAGGAUUUCCGCAACACCCUGUCUUCAAUGGAGCAUUAUUUUAAGUUGGAGAUAGAGCAGCUGAAAAAACAAAAUGGUGGGGUGAAUGAAGCUGCGGAAGGACAUGAGGACCUCGGUAGUCCUCAUAUGAAUGAAGGAGGCAACAAUGACUUGUCGCCAUUACAUGCCUAUGUAAGUCCGCCGACAGAACCGGCAGUAAUGGAAACACAAGUCCCCGGUGAUGGAGCCGAACCUUCCGCAGGCAUGGUAGUUGAAGAGGCAAAAAUGGCCGCUUCAGUUCCUCACUCAGAAGUGCAUGAAGUAGCUGACCCGACAGAAUCCGAUGAGCUGCCUACCCCGAAAGAUGUUGCUGGGUGUGACGAAAUCUGCCAAAGAGUCAUGAAGCUGUUAGAAGAUUGGAAAAUCACUAAGAGUAUGCCAUCGGGAGGUUUGAUGAAUCCUCCAAGUCCACCCACAGUUACUAUGGCUGGUGAUGAAGAAGGUAGUUCAAGUGUUGAAAACAAAGAAGUGGAAGGUAAAGGGUGCAGACAGAAGCGCCCGGCGCAGACAUUGUUGAGCCCAUUUACAGAUCCUUUGAGGAAGAAGAGGACGAUGACUGUGUCGGCUGCGACUGCAACCCCGCCAUGUUUUGAUCCAUCCAAAUCCUUGCCCAUUGAAGAUGUGAAGGCACACCUGGACAUGGCAACCUUUCUUAUCCGCAAAAGGCAACUAUCUCAUCCGUUGGUUUUUGGAACGGACUGGACAACGGCAGAUUGUUGCUUGCAGCAAUUUCUAGAGCCGUUCAAACCGACGGCCAGGAAACGUGGAUCGAAGAAGGCUGCUAGUUCAAACACCGUUGACCUUCCAGCCAGCAAGGUGAAGAAUUUACAUCACUUUGUGCGUGGUACGUGGCAACACGGCUAUGCCCAAGCUUGGACAAAAGUCCGGAAGGUGUAUUUUCCAUAUAAUCUGAAAGGGUCUCAUUGGGUUGCAAUCGAACUUGAUUUCGUAAGACAUACUGCAACCGUGUAUGACUCCUAUAUUGAUUAUACGAAACGUUCAAAGCUGGUUACGCUUCUGCACCCUAUUAGCGAUACGCUGGCACGAGUGCUGUUCGAUAUGCAUUUUUAUGAUGCUUCUGAGGUUGAAGAGGUGAAGCAAAAGGGGCUGACGAUGUCGAUGUAUACGCCAUUCUCAGUGUGCAGCAUUGCAGAUGUGCCACAACAACGAGAUGGGUAA